This is a messenger RNA of Arxiozyma heterogenica, 708 nucleotides long. RefSeq names its product Erg29p (gene ERG29). The record is from RefSeq and is a predicted model, not a curated record. The transcript has a single exon. Lineage: Eukaryota; Fungi; Ascomycota; Saccharomycetes; Saccharomycetales; Saccharomycetaceae. Bases 1 to 708 code for a protein of 235 amino acids.
AUGACAGAAGUAUUAAACAGAUGGUUAGAAAUUGAAGACAAAUUAUUAAAUAUUUUACAUAAAUAUGAAAUUACAAAUCAAUUUAUGCAUGACAAAUUAAGUAGUAGGAUAACAUUAUAUCUAAUUAUAAUUGGUUUAAUAGCUUUUCUGAAUGAACUGUAUAUUAGUAUAGAUAUGAUUUUCAUUCAAAAACAAACAUAUAAUGAAUUAAAUGAAGGUUCAAUCACCGAGGGAUUAAAGCUGCGUAAAGUUUUAAUCAAUGAUCCAACAUAUCAUAGCAAGGAAUAUAUGGAUCAGGUGAAUGGUAUAAUCAUUGAAGAAUUUGAAGAUUGGGAUAAAUUUUGUUCAAAACCCGUCCAUGUAUCACAAUUGUUCGUUGAAUGCAAUAUAAUUAAAGAUGGUAAAACGUUGCUAUUUAAGCCUAUCAAAUAUCAUAUUGAAUUUCUACCAGAAGAAUUUGAUGAUGAGAAAAGAACAGAGUUUGGUUGUUCUUUACACGUUUUGCGUGUUAAAUUGUAUCAUCUUUUCAAAGAUUCUGAUUGGUAUAAUGAAUUAGUCGAUUCUGAUGACAAAAAAUUCACCAUCAGUGAAAAUGUUAAGGUUUAUAAUACACAAAAUGAACUUUUACCGGUUGAAUAUGAUGAUAUCCAAUUAUGUUUCUUAAAAAUGGAAACAAAUAACACAAUUAAAUGUGAAUUUGUCUUAUAG